Molecule: messenger RNA, 7185 nt
Organism: Acipenser ruthenus (sterlet)
Lineage: Eukaryota; Metazoa; Chordata; Actinopteri; Acipenseriformes; Acipenseridae
Gene: rapgef2b
Product: Rap guanine nucleotide exchange factor 2b
Exons: 30
Coding region: 557-5527 (1656 amino acids)
Biological process (GO): positive regulation of ERK1 and ERK2 cascade; small GTPase-mediated signal transduction
Molecular function (GO): guanyl-nucleotide exchange factor activity; protein binding
Source: RefSeq, a predicted model, not a curated record
AAUGGACUCGCCCUGAGUAUUCUGUGUCAGUCACCAUGGUGGCACAAAGCAGAAAGCUGUGGAGGUUCACUCUUCUUAUUAAAUGAACUGGAAACACCUAUUUAACAUAUUUGGGGAUUUUGACAACGUAAACAAAAAGAUCAAUGAUUUAUCAAUUUUAUUGUAAACCAGUAUUUUUGUAAACCAGUAUAAUGCUGGCGAUUGUAGACUAGCCUUUUAAAACACGGUUUAAAAUACUUUUUUUUUUUUUUAUUGAGGAGUUUUAAUUUUUUUUUUUUAAAUGAUCACAGAACCACUUUUCCACAUUUCCAAUCAGAAUUGAAGGAACACUACAGCUAACAAAUCAGAAGGAAACGUCUCCUGGCAGAUCCCGAGUUUGUCCUCUGGGAUUGGGAUCGAAAUAGAAAAGAAACCCCGUGGCUCUCACUGUGGCCUGGGGAGAGAUAAUUUUGUUGUGCAUUUUAAAACUGAUUGGGAAACAGGACUGGAUAGGUGUUGUCUGAAUUUAUUAACACUACAAGACCCAGUCUGAUCAAAUAGUUGUGUGCUCUUUACGAUGAGAAUGGCUUCUUACGUGGACAACAGUUUCCGACAGGCGGUGAUGAAAAACCCGGCCGAAAGGACGCAACAGGAUUUGGAAAUAGUGUAUUCAUACCUACAUGGAAUGGAAGCCUUGUCUAACCUAAGAGAACAUCAGCUAAGGUUAAUGUGCGAAACCGUAAGAUAUGAAAGACAUGAAGCAAAUGAAGUGCUAUACUACCCUGAUGACAUUGGUACCUGUUGGUAUAUCCUGCUGUCUGGUUCAGUAUUCAUCAAAGAAUCCAUGUUUUUGCCAAGAAGCAGUUUUGGCAAGCGCUCUGCAGGAAGCCUUAGACGUGGUUGUGAAUGCAUUGUGUUGGAGCCUUCUGAAAUGAUUGUGGUGGACUAUAUGGAUGAAAAUGAGGAGUAUUUUCAGCGGCAAGCAUCUCACAGGCAAUCUCGCAGGAGAUUUCGGAAAAUUAACCAGAAAGGAGAGAGACAAACAAUUAUUGACACAGUGGACCCGUACCCUGUUGGGAAGCCACCGUUACCUCGAGGAUACCACACGGAAUGCACUAAAGCGCAGCUUCCUGCAGAUUUCUCCAAGCUCCACCUCACUGACAGCCUCCAUCCACAGGUGACGCACGUUUCCUCCAGUCAUUCAGGAUGUAGCAUUACAAGCGACUCUGGGAGUAGCAGUCUGUCCGAUAUUUACCAGGCCGCAGAGAGUGAGGCCGGGGAGAUGGAUCUGAGUGGGCUGCCUGAGACAGCUGUGGACUCGGAGGAGGAUGACGAUGAGGAGGAUAUUGAACGUGCUUCAGACCCUCUGAUGAGUCGGGAUAUUGUCCGUGACUGCCUUGAGAAGGACCCCAUGGACAGGACUGACGAUGACAUUGAACAAUUACUGGAAUUCAUGCAUCAGCUGCCUGCAUUUGCCAAUAUGACAAUGUCUGUGCGGAGAGAGCUGUGUGCGGUGAUGGUGUUUGCGGUGGUAGAGCGAGCUGGAACAAUAGUGCUCAAUGAUGGGGAAGAGCUAGACUCGUGGUCAGUGAUUUUGAACGGGUCUGUGGAAGUGACAUACCACGAUGGGCGUACAGAGAUCCUGUGUAUGGGGAACAGCUUUGGGGUUUCCCCUACAAUGGAGAAAGAGUACAUGAAGGGAGUGAUGAGAACCAAAGUGGAUGAUUGCCAGUUUGUUUGCAUAGCCCAGCAGGAAUACUGCUGCAUCCUCAAUCAGGUAGAGAAGAACAUGCAGAAGGUAGAAGAGGAGGGAGAGAUUGUGAUGGUGAAGGAGCACAGGGAGCUUGAUCGCACUGGGACCAGGAAAGGACACAUUGUCAUCAAGGGGACAACAGAAAGGCUGACAAUGCAUCUGGUUGAGGAGCACUCUGUGGUGGAUCCCACAUUCAUCGAAGACUUUCUCCUGACAUACAGGACCUUCCUUUCCAGCCCAAUGAUAGUAGGCAAGAAGCUGCUGGAGUGGUUUAAUGACCCAAGCCUCAGGGACAAGGUUACACGGGUAGUGUUGCUGUGGGUAAACAAUCACUUCAAUGACUUUGAAGGAGACCCAGCCAUGACUCACUUUCUUGAAGAAUUUGAAAACAAUUUAGAAAGAGAGAAAAUGUGUGGGCAUCUAAGACUGUUAAAUAUUGCCUGUGCUGCUAAAGCCAAACGAAGACUAGUAACACUAACUAAACCUUCCAGGGAGGCCCCUUUGCCCUUCACCCUUUUGGGAGGGUCAGAGAAAGGAUUUGGAAUCUUCAUAGAUAGUGUAGAAACUGGAAGCAAAGCUGCUGAAGCUGGAAUAAAACGUGGUGACCAGAUAUUGGAGGUUAAUGGACAAAACUUUGAGACUGUUCAGAUUUCCAAAGCCACUGAAAUCUUGAAGAACAACACUCACUUAUCUAUCACGGUGAAAACAAACUUAUUUGUAUUUAAAGAACUUUUAGCAAGGCCAGCCGAGGAAAAGAAGAAUGGUGCUCCCCAUCUACCCAAGAUCGGUGAUAUUAAGAAAGCAAGUCGCUACUCAAUCCCGGACCUGGCUGUGGACGUUGAGCAGGUGAUCGGCCUCGACAAAGCCAAUAAGAAGGCUAAGGCCAACACUGUAGGAGGAAGGAACAAGCUGAAGAAAAUACUAGACAAAACUCGCAUCAGCAUUCUACCCCAGAAACCAUACAGUGACAUUGGCCUUGGCCACUCUCAGGAUGACAGCAUAGUGGGGCUCAGGCAGUCGAAGCACAUCCCCCCUGCAUUGCCUGUGAGCGGGACCUUAUCUUCCAGCAACCCUGAUCUGUUACAGUCUCACCAGCGCAUUCUGGAUUUCAGCAAUCCUCCAGAUUUACCAGACCAGGUUCUACGGGUUUUCAAGGCAGACCAGCAGAGCCGCUAUAUCAUGAUCAGCAAAGACACAACUGCCAAGGAAGUCGUGGUUCAAGCUAUCCGUGAGUUUGCAUUGACUGCAGCCUCUGAGGCCUACUCUCUAUGUGAAGUCUCGGUCACCCCAGAAGGUGUCAUCAAGCAAAGACGGCUUCCCGAUCAGCUCUCUAAACUGGCAGACAGAAUACAGCUCAGUGGAAGGUAUUACCUGAAGAACAACAUGGAGACAGAGACGCUGUGCUCAGACGAGGAUGCCCAGGACCUGCUGCGGGAGAGCCACAUUUCGGUGCUGCAGCUCAGCACAGUGGAAGUGGCCACACAGCUCUCCAUGAGGAACUUUGAGCUGUUCCGCAACAUCGAGCCCACCGAGUACAUUGAUGACCUUUUCAAGCUCAAGUCCAAGACAGGCUCUGCCAACCUGAAGAAUUUCGAAGAGGUCAUCAACCAGGAAACGUUCUGGGUGGCCACAGAGAUUGUGAGAGAGCAAAACCAGCUCAAGAGGAUGAAGAUCAUUAAGCACUUCAUCAAGAUCGCCCUGCACUGCAGAGAGUGCAAGAACUUCAACUCCAUGUUUGCAAUCAUCAGUGGAUUAAACUUGGCCCCAGUAUCAAGGUUGCGUGGUACCUGGGAGAAGCUUCCUAGCAAAUAUGAGAAGCUGUUUCAAGACCUGCAGGAUCUCUUUGACCCCUCCAGGAACAUGGCAAAAUACCGCAAUGUCCUCAACAGCCAGAAUCUGCAGCCUCCAAUUAUUCCCCUCUUUCCUGUCAUAAAGAAGGAUCUCACAUUUCUGCAUGAAGGCAAUGACUCCAAAGUGGAUGGCUUGGUGAAUUUUGAGAAGUUAAGAAUGAUAGCAAAAGAGAUACGUCAUGUUGGCCGAAUGGCUUCUGUUAACAUGGAUCCUGCCCUGAUGUUCAGAACGAGGAAGAAGAAAUGGAGGAGUCUUGGAUCUCUCAGCCAGGGAACCACCAACUCUGCAGUGUUGGAUGUGGUCCAGACCGGAGGGCAUAAGAAGCGCGUGCGUCGAAGCUCUUUCCUCAAUGCCAAGAAGCUGUACGAGGAUGCCCAGAUGGCCCGCAAGGUCAAGCAAUACCUGUCAAACCUGACCCUGGAUACCAAUGAAGAAAACCUUCAGACCAUCUCUUUGCAGUGUGAGCCUUCCACCAACACGUUGCCUAAGAGUGGAGACAAAAAGGGUGGGAAGCCGGACACAUCUCCUGUUGUUCCUAGAGCAGCAAGUCAGCAGAAGCAGCAGCAGCAGCAGCAGCAGCAGCAGCAGAAAGGAAAUCAGGCACUUCAGGUCCCUGCUGUUUCACUCUAUCCGUCUCGCAAGAAAGUACCGGUCAAGGAUCUACCACCAUUUGGUACUAGUUCACCUCAAGCCUUGAAGAAAAUCCUGGCCUUGUCAGAAGAAGCAGGUGACCGACAUAAAAAGCAACCAGAGGACACCAUAUCAAAUGCUUCUUCACACCUGCCUUCCCCUCCCGCAUCCCCUCAAGGCUCACCUAGGAAGGGUUAUACUUUGGCUCCAAGUGGAACUUUGGACAAUUUUUCAGAUUCAGGUCACAGUGAAAUCUCAUCCCGUUCCAGUAUUGUUAGUAACUCCUCCUUUGACUUAAUGCAUGACGACAAGAGACAGAGGCACUCUGUCAGUGUUGUGGAUUCCAACCUGGGUGUGGGAAGGAUGGAAAGAAGAGCCACUAUAGAUCCUGAUCAAUACAGCCUUGGUUCAUAUGCAUUGAUGCGAGAGGGACGGAAUCUGUAUCCUGGGGCUGCAGUUCUCUCUUCCCCAAGUUCAGAAGAACUUACCCAGGACCAGGGGGACCGAGCAUCGCUUGAUGCAGCAGACAGCGGUAGAGGAAGCUGGACUUCAUGUUCAAGUGGCUCACAUGACAAUAUACAAACCAUACAACACCAGAGGAGCUGGGAAACGCUGGCUUUUGGGCAUCCUCAUUUUGACAACUCGGCAGAAGGGGCUGGACUUUGGGCCUCAGGCUGUCAAAUGGACCAGAUGAUGUACUCAGACCCCAGCUCUAAGCUGAGCCGAAACAGCCAGGAUCAUGGACAAGGCAGAGGGAGCUGGGCAUCCUCCACUGGCUACUGGGGGGAAGACUCUGAGGGGGACACUGGAACAAUAAAGAGGAGGGGUGGGAAAGAUGUUAACGCUGAUGCUGAAACAAGCAGUAUCAUAUAUAAUACUUCUGAAGACACAAAACAACAUAGUAGACCUUCUCAUAUAACUGUACCAUCUGGCACAGCAAAAAGUCUUAUUGCACGAAAGGAAGGCAGGUAUCGUGAACCUCCACCGACUCCGCCAGGCUAUACUGCCUUGACAGUUUCAGACUUUCCAGAGGGCCAAGCACACGCAGGAAGGAAGCCCCCAGAUUACAACGUAGCACUACAGCGGUCACGGAUGGUGACACACCCCUGCGACCCCCAACAGGCACACAGUCACCCAGGAACCAGGCCAGUGAGCCGACCGCAAUGGCACAAACCAAACGAAGCAGAUCCACGACUAUCUCGCUUCCAGUCCCAAGGGUUCUCGGCUGAGGAGGAGGAUGGUGAGUCCAUGUGUCCAAAACUUAUUCCAAUGAGGAAGACAUUGGCAUAUGCACCUGAGACAGCCAGGCCAUGAAUAACAGGCAGGAAGAAGAUGAACAGGUGUCUGCUGUCUGACAAGUAAGGCCCCUCCUGGAUAUUGUUUCCAGUGAUGCGAGCCAUCCAAUUGGAGAGCACAACAGGCACUGGAGCCCUGGACCUCCUUCAUUAGUUUUGGUGGAUGUCACUCGCCUCUUUCCCUGCCUUAAAGCAGCAUGGGGCAUUGUGUACCCCGCAUGUGAAAUACUGUGAAGAAAAAUGCCUUGGCACUUUGGAAAACUGUGUCGCUUGAAAAUGCACAGCGCAGUAAGAAAACAAGCUACCGCUCAACAAGGACCAUUCCAAGAUCCUCCUCCCUAUUUACACUUCAUCAAGAUUUGUCACGCUUUGGCUGCACUUUUUUUAAACAUGAAUUCCUAUAAUGGUUUUACAGCUUCCUCUUAGAUUUUUGACUACAAUUGUGGCACCCUGAAUCAAGACAAGCUAAGGUCACACUAUUGGCACAAACACUGCAAACAAGGACACAGUGAUUAUCAUUCUGAUUUUACCUAGUUUUUAUGUUGCAGUUUUAUAUGUUGUGCUUAGAGAACAAAUGUGUUUGUCUCCAUAACAACAGUAUUAUUUUACACAUUUUAAGAUAUAUAUAUUGUUUUUUUUUAAUAUAAUAAAUUAAACUGGAUGACAUUGCAAUGAAAGGUAGCUUCAGAUCUUGCAUCAAAGCUAGCUAAAAUGUAUCUUUUUAAUUUCUGUGUACUAUGACAGAUUAAGGAGCAAACAAGUCUUUUCUUAGGACAGAUUCAGUACUGUGUAACAGUCUUUGCAAUGCAGAAUUAAACUAAACGGAUAGUUGCUACAGUAGACUAAGCUGCAUGUCUAAUAAAGGCUGGCAUAUAACAACCUGCUCUCUGCUGCUAUUUAACCCCCAUUUUAAUGACUGAAGUACAGCAUUUGUAUUGUGUUGUCGUUGCACAGACUCCGGUAAAACUGAAGGCUACCAAUUUGGGUAGUACUCAAAUGUGAGGAACUGCUAGUCUUGUUGUUUAGUUAUUAUGAUGAUUAUUAUUGUUGUUGUUAUUAUUAUUAUUAUUAUUAUUAUUAUUAUUAUUCAUUAAUCUCAGCUGAUCAUAUUGAUCAGUAGGUGAAGUUAUAGAUUCAACUAAAAGAAGAGAUUGCAGUGUUUUUUCACUGUAUUGUAUAACAUCAGUGCUUUAUUUAAGAUUUUGCUCCCCUAAGAUCAUGUAUAUUUUUUGUUUUUUCACUUUGCUGAUAUAUCAAAUUGUUAAUUAUGCAUUUGUAAUUUAACAGUAAUAUACAUUAAUCCGUUUCAUUAUAUAGUCGAUGGAGACUGUGUGCAUAUAGGCAGGCAGAAUUCUAGUUCUAAUACAAGUUGCACAAAAAAAAUGUAUAAGCAUUAGGUAAUUGUAGUAGAUAGAACUGCUAAUCUCAGUUCAUUCUGUGAUGUCAAGUGCAAAAUGUACAUUUAACUGGUGAUUUCCUCAUACUUUUGAUACUACUUGUACCUGUAUGUCUUUUAGAAAGACAAUUGGUGGAGUCUGUAUCCCUUUUUUUGUAUUUUUAAUACAAUAAUUGUAAAUAUUGGUUAUAUUUUUGUUGAAAAUGGUAGAAAUGUACUAUGUUUAUGCCUCAACAUCCAGUUUAUAUAAAGCUGGGAUUGAAUAAAUAUUUAAAAAAUCA